Messenger RNA from Panicum hallii, 1394 nucleotides. RefSeq names its product peroxidase 2-like. Gene Ontology annotation, molecular function: heme binding; peroxidase activity. The transcript has 2 exons. Lineage: Eukaryota; Viridiplantae; Streptophyta; Magnoliopsida; Poales; Poaceae. Gene Ontology annotation, biological process: response to oxidative stress. Gene Ontology annotation, cellular component: plasmodesma; plant-type cell wall. Bases 29 to 1198 code for a protein of 389 amino acids. The record is from RefSeq and is a predicted model, not a curated record.
GCCGCAGCCGCUUGAUAGAGCACGUAGCAUGGCGAAGCUUAGCGGCGCCGGCGCCGUGGCACCAUCCCUCCUCCUCUGCUGCUGCUGCUGCGUGCUGAUCGCCGUCCUCGCCGGGCAGCCGGCGGCGGGCGACGACGCCUUCGAGCGGACCGUGUUCGAGAUGGUGAAUGUGGCCAUCAGGGGCAACGCCACCGUCCAGGGCGACCCCCGCGUCGGCCCCGCCCUCAUCCGCUUGCUGUUCCACGACUGCUGGGUGAAUGGCUGCGAUGGAUCCGUGCUCCUCGACAAGACGCCCGCCGACGGGGCGCGCACCGAGAAGACGGCGGCCAGGAGCAUCGGCCUCGGCGGCUUCGACCUGAUCGACGCGAUCAAGGCCCGGCUCGCCGCGGCCGGCGGCGGCGCCUCCUGUGCCGACAUCCUCGCCUUCGCGGCGCGCGACGCCGCGACCGUCCUCAGCGGCGGGAGGAUUCGCUACGCCGUCCGCCGCGGGCGCGGGGACGGCGUGGCGUCGUCCGCGGAGGCCGCCGACGCCGCGCUCCCGGGCCCCGUCUCCAGCUUCGCCGAGCUGGAGGAGAGCUUCGCCGCCAGGGGCCUCGGCAAGGGCGACCUCGCCGCCCUCUCUGGCGCGCACGCGGUCGGCGCCUGCCACGGCUCCUCCUUCGCCGACCGCCUCCGCCCGUCCGUCGCGGCCGCCUACCAGAUCAACGGCACGUACCAGCUGGCCCUCGUCGCGCGGCAGAAGCUGCUGCUGCUGCAGAAUGCGAGCGACUCGGCGACGACGAUGAUGAACAACGUGCGCGACAUGGACCCGGCGUUCCGCGCCGCGUCCAGCUACAGCGGCGUCGGGGUGGACACGGCGGCGGCGGGCGCCCUGGACAACAGCUACUACACGGCCAACCUGCAGAACAUGGUGCUGCUCAAGUCGGACUGGGAGCUCACCCAGGACGAGGACACCUUGGCUCGUCUGGUCGCCUACAGGGACGACGCGGCGAGAUGGAACAAGGACUUCGGCGAGGCCAUGGAAAGGCUCAGCAGCCUGCGGCCGCCCGUGGGGGCGCGCCUCGAGAUCAGGAAGACCUGCAGGCUCACCAACCUGAGUCCCGGACGAGCAGUGGUGCACGCACUGAAAAGCUUCCUAAGAAGACGUUACGAUCAGAUAUCUGGUUUGCUGAAAUAUUUCAAUGCAGGCUUGAUGUAAAUCAGUCUUGAUCAGAUAUCUGGUUUGCUGAAUUUUUUCCUCCUACUAGAAAAAAAGGGUUGUUUGUUCGUUACUACAAAUAUUUAAAAAUGAUUGUGAACAUCCCAGAUAGACAAAUCCAUGAAUAUGUAGCCAUGUAAAUCAGGAUUUGUUUGUUUGUUACCACAAAAAUGACUCUGAACUUUUGUUUACAUCA